CCCCACCAAGGUGGUACCCCUGGGGAACGACCUCCAGUGGGGAGUGGGAAGGAAGAAAAGGACGGGAUCGACGCGAAAGAGGGGGGCCCUAAAAUAAUGACUCGUCUGGCCGUCCCCUUUGAGGCGCACGCGUAGUGGCAGACAGAGGCGCAGCCAAGGGGAGCAGCCCAUAGGAGCACCCACCCACAGAGGCAGUCGCUCAAAAAGGCAUCCACCCACAAAGUCGCUCGCACUCCCACUCACCCCCAGAGGCAGUCGCUCCCCCCCCACGACGAAAUGGCCGCGCUGGGUCCACUGCUCGGCCUCCUGCUGUGGGUGUGCACUGCAUGGCGCGGCGCGCGGGGGUUCUACUUCAACGUGGAAAAUGAGCUGAUCUCGAAGGACACCAACAUGAAGAGGUGCUUCCUCGAGCACUUCGUGAAUUUCAAAGGAGAAGUGGUGCAGGUCUGUCUGGACCAGAUCCCCUCCAGAGUGGUAAACCAAUACAACAUCUUGAUCAGCUCCUAUGGGGAAGACAAGCAGUGGAGAAUGCAAAGCAAAGUGCUGAGUGGCCACACGACGAAGCUGCUCAGGUAUUUCUACAGCUUCACAAAUGGACAGCAGCUAGUGGUGGUCUUCUGCUUUAACAAGAAUCUUUCGAAACCACCGUACGAGUGCUUCAGGAGCAUCACAGACGAUUUGAAGACGUUGAAGACGGAGAAGAUACAAAUAGACUUGCGGAUGUUCGAGCCGUCCUCCUUCAGUGACUACGCGCUGAGCUCCUUCGACCUCUUCGGCGUGGGGAACUUGCUCAUUUGCGGCGUGAACAACAAGCGAAAUGCAAAGCCUAAUGUGGGGCUGCUCGUCAUCUGCCACGCCAGCGCGGACGGGGGGCUCACCUGGGGGAAGAGGCUCCACUUCUACCACCCCAACAUGGACAAACACACGACGUACGAGAGCCUGGUGCCGAAGAUCAGCGGAAACGAAAUCGGCUUCCAGUACCUGGCCUCCAAGGUGUCCCUGACGAAGUACUUCAAAUGUGCCUACAAGAAGGACCACGACUUUGAAUGCCAAGACGUUAACCUGGUGAGAGAGCAGAGCUACAUUUGGGACAUUGCCAAGGUGCGGGGGUACUACGUGGCUCCUCUGUCUGACGGGAAGGUCCCCCCGUGUACCAUAUACUAUAUGUAUAAUAACACCUAUUUGAUGCCGCUAGAAGUUCCGAAGAGCGUUGGGGCAGAGUACCACCGAGGGAACCUCUUCCCAUUGGAUAAUAAGCGGUUGGUCUAUAACUACGUGAAUGAGAAGGAGACCUACACAUAUGUGCUGUCCCACACAGGAACGGUUAAGUACUGCACGCUGAUGUACAUAAAGAGGGACUACAUGAAUGCGGGGUUUGUAAAGCGAGGCAAUAAAUACUACUGCGAUGUGAAUUACGACGAUUUAACAGUCGAAGGGGAGGAUAGGUUCUUCACAGUCAGCAUAUAUAAUGGGGUAAGACAAGACAUAAGGAAGUGCUUCUACUUGAGAUAUGACAGCUCAUUAGAACCCGUCAACAUUGUGCAUAGGAUCGAAAAUGUCUACGAGUAUAGCAAUUUUAAGCUCUACACUUUAUAUAUUAAGAAAGAUGUGGAGGCGUAUUUCCUAAAAGAUAUGACUCUGGACUGCUACCUCGGGGAAGACUUCUACCUCUCUCUCCACAUCAACUUUAAAAAUAAUUUUAUUUUAGAUAACACGGAUGUGAAUCAAUCUGUUGUGAACCUCUUCCCAAAGAAUAUCAUUUACUUGAAACUGCCAGAUGCACGCUCGCAAAAUUUGCUAAGCAAGGUGUCCUUCCCUCCGAACACCAGGUACAUUAAGGUGGAUGACUAUUACUACAUUUUUAAACUCCCCUCCUUUGUUGCCUCGCAGUCCACUACGCAGAUGCUCUUCCUCAGCAACAACGGGUCGCAGAAAACGCAAAAUAAAAAUGUCACUUUCCAUGCCGGGGGAGUUAAGGAACCCAUUUUGGGGGUCGACUUCUCUCGAACGAGUAAAAUAUGUGCCUAUGCGGGGGAUGAAAGCAACUGCGAUAGGGUGAAGGUGCGGGGGAACAAGGUUAGCGUCACUGUUAACAUGGGGGUUGCCGCUGAUCCGGCCGCUGAUCCGGUCACUAAGCCGCCUAGUGAGCCGCCCACGAAAAUCACCCUGGGGAUCAUCUGCCCCGUUAACAAGAAGAACAAAAACACCUGCUUCAACGAAAUUUACGACAAGAAGAAAAAGAUUUUCAUUCGGGAUCACCUCAAGGACAGCCAGGGCUACCUCACCAUCUACCCCAAGACCUACGUGCACACUUCCUCCCCGGGGGCGGAGAUGUUCGAGGAGUCCCUCCUCGUCUUGACGCCCCAGUUCAUCGAGCGCUACAACGCCAACCGGGCCAAGUACAACGGCACCUUCCACUGCAAGUGUUACGCGAACGGCCGCGCCUACGAGGUCGCCUUCAGCUUCGCCUAGCGGUUUUAGCGGUUUUAGCGGUUUUAGCGGUUUUAGCGGCGUGGGAUCGGUUUCAGCGGCGAAUUGCAAUCGAUGUGUAAACCACGUCGGGCUCACCCCCCACGCCGCCGCACUUUUUUUUCUUUUCCUUUUCACACACCUGGAGUGUACGUACACGCCCCUAAGCAGUUGAGGGGCGAUUUUGCGGCCCCGUAACUUCGGCUGCGUAGCAGUUUAACCGCCACGUGAGGUGAACCAGUGAUAGGGGCAUUUAAGAUGAUCGCGCUGUUUAGGCAGCUAGGA
This is a messenger RNA of Plasmodium vivax (malaria parasite P. vivax), 2754 nucleotides long. RefSeq lists its product as hypothetical. The transcript is spliced from 2 exons. The coding region runs from base 277 to 2472 and encodes 731 amino acids. NCBI's taxonomy places the organism in Eukaryota, Apicomplexa, Aconoidasida, Haemosporida, Plasmodiidae. The record is from RefSeq and is a predicted model, not a curated record.